CCAACCUAUAUAUCUGCAUACACGCACAUAACAUAUACCUUUUUGAAUUAUUGAGAACUAGAUUCCUUCAUGACUAAAGAUUAUCGUUAUGUGGGCCACCGGGCUGCGCAUGCCAUUAUAGCCGAGAUUGGACCUUACCGUGUAUCAUCGGAUGCACUACAGGCCAUCAACCAGUUCAUUGACGAACUUGUUCUUCAACUUCUCUCUACUUCUCUUUCACUCGACCUAUCCAGAAUUAAGCUCGCCUUGUUCUCUAUUAUACCAUCUUCUCUCGGAAAAAAUGCGAUUGUGGAAGCCGAAUUAGAAGUCAAGACAUUUACUGAAACUGAACCAAUUGAUUAUGAAGCAUAUGAGCGAAUGAGACUCUUGGGCGUCGAUAGUCCUUUCCCAAUGGACCGCAUCAUUCCUCUUGUUCGUUAUAGCUGCUUAGAUUACUGCACAUUAGCCGAUAAAGAUGAAGACGAAAACGAAAAGUCGAAUUCUCAGCCCAAAGACGACAUCAUCUCCCCCAUCUUGGUGAUCUAUCUUACGACUAUAAUUGAACAUGUAGCCGAGUAUCUAUUAACCACAAUUGGACGUAUGGCCGAAAAUCAGGCAACGGAUAAUAUUAGAGUAAAGGAAGUGUUUUGGGCUUUAUCGGAUGAUAGCCAAGUAGGCGAAUUAUUUCAUCGAUUUGCCUUGCGCGAACAUUUAGAGAGUUGAAUGACCUGAUAUAUUUAAACGCAUCUACACACCAAAUACAUAUUCAUAUGCGCUUGUAUGUUUCAUAA
Phycomyces blakesleeanus NRRL 1555(-) is the source of this 770-nucleotide messenger RNA. RefSeq lists its product as hypothetical. The coding region runs from base 70 to 702 and encodes 210 amino acids. The transcript has 3 exons. Lineage: Eukaryota; Fungi; Mucoromycota; Mucoromycetes; Mucorales; Phycomycetaceae. The record is from RefSeq and is a predicted model, not a curated record. Gene Ontology annotation, molecular function: protein heterodimerization activity.